This is a messenger RNA of Saxophila tyrrhenica, 195 nucleotides long. RefSeq lists its product as uncharacterized. Lineage: Eukaryota; Fungi; Ascomycota; Dothideomycetes; Mycosphaerellales; Extremaceae. Bases 1 to 195 code for a protein of 64 amino acids. The record is from RefSeq and is a predicted model, not a curated record. The transcript has 2 exons.
AUGGCUUCUACUCAAGGUAGUCCGCAAGACAAGGAUAAACAACCAACCACGAACGUCAAAAAAAUCAACCAGACGCAACAAUCCACCAUCAACGAGGAGAGGGAUGAAAAGCCUUCCAAGGAGAAGAAGGGGAGCAAGGUUCUAGAUGCUGCUGCUGGGAUUUUGGGACUGCCGCAUGUUUCGAGCAGCAAGUGA